Messenger RNA from Ctenocephalides felis (cat flea), 1343 nucleotides. RefSeq names its product L-threonine 3-dehydrogenase, mitochondrial (gene Tdh). NCBI's taxonomy places the organism in Eukaryota, Metazoa, Arthropoda, Insecta, Siphonaptera, Pulicidae. Gene Ontology annotation, biological process: L-threonine catabolic process. The transcript has 7 exons. Gene Ontology annotation, molecular function: L-threonine 3-dehydrogenase activity. The record is from RefSeq and is a predicted model, not a curated record. The coding region runs from base 294 to 1343 and encodes 349 amino acids.
UCCGCAUGCCGGACGUGGGACAUCGCGUUUCCUAGUACCGAAUAACACAUAUUCCGUAUGCCGACAUAGAACUUCUAUCAAUAAAACAGUGCUUUUUCUAACCAGAUGUCCCACUUUGCAAAAUAAUCGUAUGCAAAAAACUUUCUAAAUCAAAUUUGAUAUUGACUUAUUCUUAUACACGUGCACCAGAUCGAAGCUCCACAAGUACACAAUUCGCAACGUGGUAGACGACAGCUCUGUUAAUUUUUAUUUUUACGUUCUGCAAGACAUCAAAAAAGUGAUCUUUUAUAAUAAUGAUUAGGUCACUUUUUAAAUGCAGUGUGCGGAAAUGUUUGAAUCAAUCUCAAACACAGAUCCUAACGACUAUUAGGAAAAAUCAUGUGAACGCACUCAAAAAUCCACCAAAAAUAUUGAUCACAGGUGGUUUGGGACAGUUAGGAUUUGAAUGUGCCAAAUUAUUACGUUCAACUUACGGAAGCGAAAAUAUUCUUCUUACGGAUAUUAUCAAGCCCACCAGUCAAGCACUUCAAAGUGGACCAUAUUUAUUCGCAGAUAUUUUGGAUUUCAAGGGCUUGCAAAAAAUCGUAGUUGAUCACAAAGUAGACUGGAUAAUUCAUUUUUCAGCAUUGCUCAGCGCUAUUGGAGAGCAAAAUGUACCAUUAGCAGUUCGUGUAAAUAUUGAAGGUGUUCAUAACGUUAUUGAAUUAGCAAAACAAUAUAAAUUAAGAUUGUUUGUGCCAAGUACGAUAGGAGCUUUCGGUCCAGAUUCACCUCGUAAUCCAACACCAAAUGUGACGAUACAAAGACCGCGGACAAUUUAUGGAGUUUCAAAAGUUCAUGCCGAAUUACUUGGCGAAUAUUACAAUCAAAGAUUUGGUCUUGAUUUCCGUUGCUUAAGAUUUCCAGGAGUCAUUAGCAGCGACCCUCCAGGAGGCGGAACUACAGACUACGCAGUGGCUAUUUUUCAUGAGGCCCUUCGCACAGGCCGCUUCGAAUGUUAUUUGAAACCCGAUACUCGACUUCCAAUGAUGUAUGUAGAAGAUUGUUUGCGGGCUCUGCAUGAAUUUAUGGCAGCUCCUGAAGAGUUGCUGAAACGGCGCACAUACAAUGUGACCGCCAUGAGUUUUACUCCAGAGGAAUUAGUGAAUAAAUUGGCACCACACAUUCCAGAACUAUCUGUUACCUAUAAGCCAGAUUCUAGACAGGAUAUAGCUGAUUCAUGGCCACAGGUAUUCGACGAUUCGGAAGCACGCCAAGAUUGGCACUGGCAGCAUAAAUAUGAUCUGGAUAAAUUAGUGGAAACAAUGAUAAAAGAUGUAAGAGAAAAUUAUAUUAAUAAAUAA